Messenger RNA from Puccinia graminis f. sp. tritici CRL 75-36-700-3, 1582 nucleotides. RefSeq lists its product as uncharacterized. The transcript is spliced from 7 exons. The coding region runs from base 17 to 1312 and encodes 431 amino acids. NCBI's taxonomy places the organism in Eukaryota, Fungi, Basidiomycota, Pucciniomycetes, Pucciniales, Pucciniaceae. The record is from RefSeq and is a predicted model, not a curated record.
CGGUGCCCCUUCAACCAUGUCGGCAUCAACACCAUCAAUGUUCAACGAUCUCUCCGAGGCUUUUUCACUUGUCAAUUCUAUGUCAGCCGUUCUCAAUCCAUAUCCAUUAAUAUUGCAAGCUAUUGCUUCCCAGAAAGCGAAAAUCGCAAACCCCAGCCUCCCGAAAGUCGUUUUUGUCUUAGGGGUCGUCCAUCUCGUUCUUUUACUUCUCGCAGCAAUCACAUUCUUUUUAAAAGCUUCGAGGAAAGACAACGGAAAACGACGGAAAAUCUGGUUUUGGCGAACACAUUACGUUGCAAACCAAACGAUUCCUUAUCUUGUGCCCAAUGGGAAUUUUUCCAUUGAGCUUUUGCAAAUAUUCAGCUGUUCUUUCUACAUUAUUUUUUCAGUUACUACUUACGCAGUAUGUACGUACCCUCAAGUCCCAUCUGACAUUACUCAUGCAAGCAUCAUCUUUUGGUACGCAAUUGCCAUUGUUCCCGAUGCUGCUGCUUUCUGGUGGGGCGGAUGGGCCGCAAUUUAUCUGGUUUACCUUUCACCGACUCAAUUGGACAUAACAGAUUCAAACACCAAGAAGUCUUUUAUCCGCCACCCCAUUUUUAUGAAUACUCUCUGCAUAGGGGUGCCGGCAGUGGUUGCAACUUACUUUUUAAUCGUUGGGAUUACGAUGGCGGUCGAGCUCAAACAAAUACUAAAUUCUUACAACCUCCUGGGGACAACCCUCCAUGAAUUAUCGGUACUUUGGAAACCUGAUGACCCGCUGAACCAUGAAAAAAAUCGAACCCUUUUCAACCUCUUUGAAACAAUCUUAGGACAAGUCUCACGAGUUACUGCCGUAGCCCAGAGGGAAACCUAUGGCUGGGCUGCUGUAUCAAUCUCUAUGAUUGCGUUUUAUUUAGCUACCACAAUUUCUGCCGGCCAUUUAUUGAAGCGUACGUUAUCGAUCGCCACCGGGAAGAAGUCGCUGUGUGAAAAGCGCAUUGAUCCAGAUAAAUCUGUAAAUUACCUCGAUGAGAGCAUUUCAAGUAUUGAUUCCAAGGCCGGAUCAGAAGGAUUCAAGCUCACGUUCGUCAAGUGUACGUCCACACUGAGGUUACAAAGGGGUUAUUAUUUCAUUUACAUCAGUUGUGCGAUCAUGCUCGCAGUUCUGGGUUUGAAUAUCUGCAUCAGUGUUAUCUUUGGAUUGAAGACCAAAGUAAUCUUGAUCCAGACAGAUUGGCAAAUUCGUCUCUUGACGAUGAUAAGCAGUACAAGUGCCCUGCUAUCAUUCUCACUGUUUCUCCAAAGUCUCAUGCUGUUAGUUUGGGGUUAACAACACACUCUUUAUGUUAGCAGAUAUUGAAUCACUCCAAGUCAGUCAAUUCGAACAUGACUGUUUCCACACAUCACAUUUGUUUUCGGACCGGCUUCUCAAGAUCGAGAGAUCCUUCGGUUUUACGCUUGGAGCCCAACUACCGGACGUACUUCUUGGAAUCUUUAGCCUUUGAUUUAUCUUGCCUUGUACGGUCAUUCAUGAAAUGCCAUGCAGAAGACAUCCAAUGCAAUAUGGAAGUCAAUCCUGACCCAAUGACGAGCGAGAGAG